CCAUGCCUCAUGCAUCUCCUGCACUGGGAAUGUUUGGGAAGCCCCAAACAUUCUACUUAGGUAAGGUCAAAUGACCUGAGAGACUUACCAUUUUCAAAGUUUUUUCCCUUGUAUUGUACUUUCCUUGUCAUUGAAAGGUCCAGACUCUCUCUACACCAUAUAAUUUGUUUAGCAUAUAACACUUGUCAGUAUUUAAUAUUAUUAAUUUCCUCAAAAAUCAAAAUCCAUCUCAUUCAUUCCUCAUUUCUUUCACUGAUUAAGUUUGUUACAUGCUUAGCUGGUGUCUGGGACUGAUAAUCCAAAACCUUUGCCUCACACAUUCAAAAGUCUAGUGGUGAAAAUAAUAUAAUGAAAUAAUUGCAGCCUUAUGGGGAGAAUGUUUGAUUAAGGUCUGAUGGGAGUACAGUUGAGAAAAGAUCUGCCUUGGAAGUGUGAGAAAUGGUGGACUUUUAGCCAGAUAUCAGACAAUGAGGAAUGAGUAGUAGUAGCAAGAAUCAAAGAAAGUGCCAGAGGACUCAAGAUGCACACACAGGUGGGGUAGGAAAAAACAAAAAACAUCUAAAAGUUCCCAAUGGAACUUAAGAUAUUCCCCAAAAUUAAAGUUUGUGUACCUAUGGGAAAUGGAGACAUGAGCCUCAAGAAGCUGAUAUGGACACACACAGUUUUAAAUGGUUCUAUGACUGGAAAUGCUAUUUAAAAACAAAAGGUAGAGACAAAAGCAAAGACUGGGCAAACAUUGCCACUUUUAUCACAGAAAAUGUUUUCACAGCCACAAAUGAUGAGAUAACCUAAGAAAAUAAUUACAGAAAUUAAGGUGCAUAGAGCACAGAGCUGGAACCAAGAUGUAAUUAUCUAAAAAAGGAGUGAUCACUAAUUAUUUCAAAUGGGGAAGAGGAAAUUAUGUUCUUAAAAUUCAUGGGGAAAAUUCAUACACAAAGUUCUCUGUUCCACCAUUAUCCUAUGAAGGGAGCCCCAGAGAAAUCAUCCCUGGAGGGAAAGAUACACAGAGUGGAAUUCCUGGUACAGAGUGUACUUAUCCUGUGAUGGGGAGUGGGAGGGGUAGCGGAAAGCCUAGUGGGUGUGGCCUUGCGUGGCGUCCAAGAUGACGUCACAAACAUCAACCGUACCCAACGGCACCGUGGGCUGAACUGGCGCCAGAGACAGCUGCGUCUGGUGAGGAAGCUUGCCCUUUGUACCCCUAAGGUAAAAGCCAUGGGAGCACUAAACAGUCGGAUGCCCUGGAACAGAGUGGGGCAUGCCCCAGACGAGCCAGGUGCCCCUGAGGGGGAGGAGGAGGCCGAGGAGGCAGUGAUAGAGGAGGGGGAGGAGAAUGAAGAGGCCAGACCCAGCACUAGUCAAGGGCGCCACAAGCGGAAGACAGGCCCAGAAGGGCAGCUCGCAAAAGCGCCCCACCGGAAGCGAGCAAAAGACAGUUUAGAGUCCAUUUAUGAGACACUUUUUCUGAGAGGAGAAGGGAGUGACGUGCAGAUCCGUGCCCUGGGGGAGGAGUGGAACUUGCACAAGGUCUACUUGUGCCAGUCAGGAUACUUUGCUAGCAUGUUCAGUGGUGCGUGGCGUGAGACAUCCAUGAAUACUGUAGAGUUGCAGAUGCCUGACGAGAACAUUGAUUGUGAGGCGCUACACGAGGCUUUAGGUUCCCUGUACCGAGGCUCUGUGCUCGUCCCACCCGGUCGAGUGGUCCCCAUGCUGGCCACAGCCAGCAUGCUGCAGCUGGACAAGCUGAUUCGGCAGUGCGGAGAGAUAAUGAAGGAGACCGUCAGUGAUCAGACCGUGUGCAGCUACUACUACUCUGCUGAGAGCUAUGGACUCCAGAACAUCAGGGCCAUGUGUCUUCAGUGGCUGCUGGACAACCUGAUGACCCAGCAUAAUGAGGAGUUAUUGAGAGAAGUUAGCCUGGAUCUCAUGAAAGAGGUCAUUGCCUCUUCAGACCUCUUCGUGAUGGAGGUAGAGAUGGAUGUGUAUACGACGCUGAAAAAGUGGAUGUUCCUGCAGCUGCAGCCGACAUGGAGAGGCCCCCGCAGAGACCUACUGCCUGAUGCCAACUCGUGGUUUGCUGGGUCCAGGCAGGAGUCAGAAGGCACCCCUUUUUUGGAGACCGAGCAGGGCAGAGCCUUCGUGCCAGCAUUCCAGCAGCUGCGGCUUGCCUACAUAAUCUGCGACCUGCCGUCAGCACGCAUCAUCGACCAGGAUGCGCUGAUCCCUGCUACCUGGCUGACCCCAGUGUACAAAGAGCAGUGGCUUGCCCUCCUCCGGGCUGAGCAGACCAGAGACCGCGGGCCCGUGGAUGUCUACGUGUCCGACCUCCAGAGGACCAGCAUGCGGUGUGGAGGCCAGCUCCUCAGGGAUGAGCAGUGCACCUGGCGGUGGGCAGGCUUCAACUUCGGCUGGGACUUGGUGGUGUGCUAUGCCAACCGGCGUAUCAUUUUCAAGCGCAGUGCACUGAACAACUCUUGCGGUCUCGGGGUCAGCUUACUCUGGCAGAGAAAGGUCGCGUUCCGCUUGCGCCUGGCCUCUUUGGACAGGGCUGGAAGAGCCAUUUUCCGGAAGGAGACAGAAUACCACGUGCUUUCCCUGGGAAAGGAUGAAGAGCUAGAGGUGAUGAAUCUAGAGAAUGAAGAUGUGGGUUUCCCCAUAUAUGUGACCUGUAAUUUCCUGUACCUCCCCGAAAGGGGCGUUUUUCUGAGUAAGGACUCCUGAAAACAAAAUCUCGGAGAGGUGAGCAGCUCUUUUCCUGGGGUCAGGGCGACCAGCUUUGUCCAGAUGCCAGCUCCUUCUUCGGGACCAACCGGACUUGCCCACCUCUGGUGGCCCAACUCUGUCAGUCUUUGUUGAACUGUAGCUCAUAAUAUUUGAGAUUGUUUACCUGAGCCUAUGAAGAGGAGAAAUUUUAAAGCUUCCCUCCCCCAACACCUUUAGAACUUAUUUGUGCUGUUAAUGUGGCAACCUGUCGUCCUGGUUUACCAUCCAUCAAUGCCCCCUCCCAUCAUUUCUGCAAAGUCAAAGACCAGCUGACUUUAGAGAGGAGCUGUGAACCUACCUACUCUAUUACUGUUAUUAAAACUCUUAAAAUAUGCAUUUCCUUUAGCUUGAUUAAAUGAAUGUUAAAGAAACAGUUUGGUUUCUCUGUCAGUUCAUGUGUUUAGAGCCGCUCUGCCCCACUCAUUACCACCACUACCACUAGCUUCUAGCUUCGUUUGGAUUGUUUCCCUUUCCCCAUUUCCAUGAUCUCUCACUAUGGAACACACCCAGGCUACACUGAUGAUCUUCUCUUUAUUGAUUGUUCCUCAAUAUUCUUAGGUUAGUUGACUUUAUAUCAUAUCUUGAUGU
Capra hircus (goat) is the source of this 3348-nucleotide messenger RNA. Its product is annotated as germ cell-less protein-like 1. The transcript has a single exon. Gene Ontology annotation, cellular component: nucleus. The record is from RefSeq and is a predicted model, not a curated record. Gene Ontology annotation, molecular function: protein binding. Gene Ontology annotation, biological process: germ cell development. NCBI's taxonomy places the organism in Eukaryota, Metazoa, Chordata, Mammalia, Artiodactyla, Bovidae. Bases 1213 to 2718 code for a protein of 501 amino acids.